Molecule: messenger RNA, 1272 nt
Organism: Erigeron canadensis
Lineage: Eukaryota; Viridiplantae; Streptophyta; Magnoliopsida; Asterales; Asteraceae
Product: NAC domain-containing protein 2-like
Exons: 3
Coding region: 150-1010 (286 amino acids)
Biological process (GO): regulation of DNA-templated transcription
Molecular function (GO): DNA binding
Source: RefSeq, a predicted model, not a curated record
UCUUACCCCCUCUCUUAAUUUGUAAAUUCGAUCCUAAAGCUAAUUGUCUUAUCAUAUCUAACUCUUUUUUUUUUUUAUUUUUUAAAUUACUUCUUGCCUAACAGAUUAAUAACGUAGACUUUUAUUUAAAUAAGAUCGACUUGGUUAACAUGGUUGGAAGGGACAAUUCUAAUCUCCCUCCCGGUUUUCGGUUUCAUCCUACGGACGAAGAACUAAUUAUGUUUUACUUACGAAAUCAAGCCUUGGCUAAACCCUGUCCUGUUUCCAUAAUCCCCGAGGUUGAUAUUUAUAAGUUUGAUCCUUGGGAGUUGCCUGAAAAAACGGAAUUUGGAGAAAAAGAAUGGUAUUUCUUUACACCUCGUGACCGAAAAUACCCAAAUGGGAUUCGACCCAAUAGAGCAGCCGUUUCGGGAUAUUGGAAGGCAACGGGGACGGAUAAAGCAAUAUAUAGUGCAUCAAAAUAUGUUGGUGUAAAGAAAGCUUUGGUGUUUUACAAAGGUAGACCUCCAAAGGGUGUUAAAACGGAUUGGAUUAUGCAUGAAUAUCGAUUAAACGAAUCAAGGUCACUACCUAAUACUAAGAAAAUUGGUUCUAUGAGGCUAGACGAUUGGGUCUUAUGUCGAAUUUACAAGAAAAAAAGUCCCGAAAAACCUUUGGAACAAAUAGAAGAAGAUACAAAUGCCCAAAAUGUGUCUAGUCAUGACAAUAAUAUUACUAAUAAUAAUGUUAUGGAGUUGCAAACAAUGAAAAUUCCUAGGACAUUUUCACUUGCUCAUUUAUGGGAGUUUGAAUCUUUAGGAUCGAUUUCUCAUCUUCUAGACGACCACAAUGAAAACUAUGACAACAACAACAACAACAACAACAACGGGAUAAUGCCACAAUCGUCAAGUUUAUUCGAUGAAACGAGACUAAGAGGACCACAUUACGUCAAGUUUGAAGACAACCAUCAAAAUGGCAAUUACUUGAACCAACAGACAAGUUUUUAUAAUCCAAUGCUUGAGUUUCAAUGAUGUUUUUAUGGAAUGAAAUUGACAUAGAAGGAUAAUUCUGAAUUUGGAGACAAAUGGGGCAGAAAAAAAAAAAAAAGAAGAUAAAGUAUAGUGAUAAUUGUAAAAUAGGACAUAUAUGGAAGGUAAAAAUAGGGGAGAAAUCUCUUUAUAUAUCAGUAGUUUUUUAAUUGGAAUGGAAAUAUUAUUGUUUUCCAUUGUGGAUAUAUAUUUUGUAUAGAUAUGUUUUUAAAGGUUCUUUUAAUACUUUCUGAUUUUGUAACAA